Sciurus carolinensis (gray squirrel) is the source of this 1065-nucleotide messenger RNA. RefSeq names its product phosphomevalonate kinase (gene Pmvk). The record is from RefSeq and is a predicted model, not a curated record. Gene Ontology annotation, cellular component: cytoplasm. The coding region runs from base 313 to 666 and encodes 117 amino acids. The transcript is spliced from 5 exons. Gene Ontology annotation, biological process: isopentenyl diphosphate biosynthetic process, mevalonate pathway; cholesterol biosynthetic process. NCBI's taxonomy places the organism in Eukaryota, Metazoa, Chordata, Mammalia, Rodentia, Sciuridae. Gene Ontology annotation, molecular function: phosphomevalonate kinase activity.
CGUUAGGGGUCAUAAAGCCUAGUGGCCCCAUGGCCCCGCUGGGAGGCGCCCCGCGACUGGUGCUGCUGUUUAGCGGGAAGAGAAAAUCCGGGAAGGACUUCGUGACUGAGGCGCUACAGAGCAGCCUGGAAGCUCCAGGAAGCUGUAGGUUAACUGGGUCCUGAUAUCUCCCUGUCCCACAGACUUGGAGCUGACAUUUGUGCUAUUCUCCGGCUCUCUGGUCCACUCAAGGAGCAGUAUGCUCAGGAGCAUGGCUUGAACUUCCAGAGACUUCUAGACGCCAGUACCUACAAGGAGGCCUAUCGGAGAGACAUGAUCCGCUGGGGGGAGGAAAAGCGCCAGGCUGACCCAGGCUUUUUCUGCAAGAAGAUUGUAGAAGGCGUCUCCCAGCCCAUCUGGCUGGUGAGCGACACUCGGAGGGUAUCUGAUAUCCAGUGGUUUCAGGAGGCCUACGGGGCUGCCGUUCAGACGGUCCGCGUGGUAGCCUCGGAGCAGAGCCGACAGCAGCGGGGCUGGGUGUUCACACCAGGGGUGGAUGAUGCUGAAUCAGAAUGUGGCCUGGACAACUUUGGGGACUUUGACUGGGUCAUCAAGAACCAUGGAGAUGAGCAGCACCUGGAGGAGCAGUUGGGGAACCUGCUGGAAUUUGUCUACUCCAGACUUUAGUUGUCAGGCUCUAGAAGUGAGCCAGGCAUGCUGGGCUGAGGAUGGGGCUGACUCUGCAGGAUGUGGGGGCCCCAACCCUGACCAGGCUUGGGGAGCAGAUAGGGCCUGUACAGAUUUCUUGCAGCCAGGGCUGGUGGAUGUCAGUUCAGUUAGGAAACGUUGGGGGAGCUGUUUUUUCUGUGGAAAGGGUGCCCUACUUCCCUGCCUCUUCAGGAGGACACUUAAAGGGCAAAGGAGGGAGAAUUACUGUGCUUGAAGCAGGAACAGCACCAUUUCCACGGGUGCCAGGCCUGUUGGCUCUGGUGGCCCUAUUUCCCUGUCUGGAUGUUUUCAGCCCCUGUACUGGGCAAGAACCCAGGGCUCCCUAGUGUGUUCACUAAUAAACCUCCUUGGAAUACA